AUGCUACGGCGGUGGGCUUUCCUCUCCUUUUCGUUGCUGGGCUUGGCCAGCGCAGAUACGUUCGAGAAUACUGCCAUUGUGCGCACUAUUGAGCUUGGGGGCUCGCUUGUUCAGGUCACCAAAACAUACGCUGUGAAGGCGCUUGAAUCCAACGCGAACCAUUACACUAUCGCGCUCUCCGAAACUGAGAAGAGGCAGACGAGCUGGUUGGAAGCAAAGAUUAAGGGACAACCCCAGGCCCUCACUAUCACUGAACGCGGCGUCGAUUCGAAUGGUCUUUACCUUGUUGAUAUCUCAUUGCCUCAAGCUCCUUCCGUUGGCUCCUCUACCAACAUCGUCGUCGAGUCGGUUCUCACACAUUCCACGUAUCCGUGGCCUGAAACAGCAGCACAAAACGAGGAGCAAUCUCUCAAGCAUGAGACAGACCUUUUUGUCCUUAGCCCGUACCGUUCAGCCGUUCAGCGCACCAAAAUAAAGUCACCUUCACCCAACAUUCAUUCUUACACCACCCCCGAAAAUCUUCAGGCCUUCACCCAUGACGCGACUGUUACUAAAUCCGGCGCAACUGUCACCUAUGGACCGUACAACAACAUUCCUGUGUCUACGGACGAGGAGUUCGUUUCCAAACAACAGAAACGAGUGGUCAUCCAUUAUGUCUACGACUUUCCUGUUGCUGAAAUCCCUCAACUCCAUCGCUAUGCGGAAGUCAGCCACUGGGGUGGUAACUUGAACAUCGAAGACCAUAUUCACCUUCGUAACUCCGGGCCUGCCUUGAAGGGUCAUUUCUCUCGUCUCGAGCACCAAACUCAGACGUUUUAUAAGCGCACUCUGCCCCAUGUCAUUCCUGGAAUGACGCUGCAUCUCCCGGCUGGUAUCCGCAACACCUACUACUAUGAUCUCAACGGGAAUGUGUCGACCUCUCGUCUCCGUACCGCGCCUUCUGUCCCACGAAGCUCACAAGUCAGGCAAUAUAGCGUGCUUGAAUUACGACCGCGUUUCCCCAUUAUGGGCGGUUGGAACUACAGCUUCACUCUGGGGUGGGAUUCGCCCCUCGAGGAUUCUACUGGUUACGACAAACGCUCUGGCAAGUACAUUCUGCAAGUGCCCGUCUUGACGCCCAUGCCCGCGACCGUGGUCAAUAAUGCAGAAGUCACCAUCAUCCUGCCAGAAGGCGCCACCGAUGUUGAAUUUGCGACUCCAUUCCCGGCAACCUCGAGCUCCCAAUCGACGCAUGUCACAUACUUGGACACUGUUGGACGCCCGGCUGUUACCUUGAACUUCAAAGAUCUCACUGAGAAGCAUGCACUCCCUAUCUAUGUCUCUUACAAAGUUCCUCUGUCAGCUCAUCUCAAAAAGCCCAUAGCCGUGGCUAUCGCAUUCUUGAGCAUCUUUGCAUUUGGACUAACAGCCAGACGCGUUGAUUUGCGAAUCCACAAGUCGUGA
Messenger RNA from Mycena indigotica, 1443 nucleotides. RefSeq names its product Dolichyl-diphosphooligosaccharide--protein glycosyltransferase subunit 1. Gene Ontology annotation, cellular component: membrane; oligosaccharyltransferase complex. The transcript is spliced from 6 exons. NCBI's taxonomy places the organism in Eukaryota, Fungi, Basidiomycota, Agaricomycetes, Agaricales, Mycenaceae. The record is from RefSeq and is a predicted model, not a curated record. The coding region runs from base 1 to 1443 and encodes 480 amino acids.